Messenger RNA from Acanthoscelides obtectus, 471 nucleotides. Lineage: Eukaryota; Metazoa; Arthropoda; Insecta; Coleoptera; Chrysomelidae. The record is from the annotation of a GenBank genome assembly.
AUGGAUGCGUUCAUGACCUCCUUCAUGACCUUCCUCUUCUUCACCUUCCUCAUCGCUUCCAAACUCUUCACUCUCCUCUAUCUCAUCAUGAUGUCUGAACUGCUCAUGAUCAUGAUGGUGUCCAUACUCAUGUUGAGGUUGAGGGUCCUCUCUUUACCAUUCGUGGUGACCGUUACCAUGGUAUCCAUGAGCUGCGACCAGAACUGGAACUGUGUGAACAGACACAACGGGGCUGGAGUGGAUCACAUCCUUCCUAUAGGAAUGACUGACAGCUGGAGCAGCCACAGCGACUACAGGGGUGUGAUGGUAUGCAUGGACAGCUGGAGCAGCAUGGACAGUGUGCACUGGGGCCACCACCACAGGCUGGCUGAUGACGUCCUUCCUUUAGAUAGAGAUGCAAAGGGUUCAUCAGUAAUCAUUGAAAAAAUUCAAUGUCAAGUUAGUUGUCAAUUCUGUAUCUUGGUAUGUUGA